Messenger RNA from Durusdinium trenchii, 1785 nucleotides. The record is from the annotation of a GenBank genome assembly. Lineage: Eukaryota; Dinophyceae; Suessiales; Symbiodiniaceae.
AUGCUAUGCCUUGGUGGCCCAGAAAGGUUUGCCCUGCUGUCCCGAUGUCAACUGCAGGACCUGCUUGAAACCCACUUGGAUGAAUGGCAAAAUCAUCCACGAGAAGCAGCACAGGUGUGGAAGAAGCUGGCCCAACGCAAGCAGAUUCCAAAGGCACUUCAGAUCCUGAGGUUUUUGCACAAGCAUGGGGUGGAGGCUCCCGAUGUGAUCACCUUCAACAUCGCAAUUGCAGCUAGUGCCAAGGCAACGAGCUGGGAAUCUGCCCUGGAGUUUCUCGAGUUCAUGCAGCAGAGCCGAACUCAAGCGACAGUGAUCACAGUCAACAGCGUCAUCAACGUCUAUGAGAGAGCUUGCCAGUGGCAAUUGGGUUUGUCUGUGACAGAUCAAAGCCGGAAUGCCGCGAUGCAGCCCGAUGUGGUGACGAUGAAUUCCUGCGCCAGUAUUUGUGCCCGAGCUGGCAUGUGGCGUCAUGCCCUUGGCACGCUGUGGCAGGAGAUCUUUGACGACAAUAUCGCCAUCAAUGCAGCGCUCAGUGCCAUGCCGCGUAGUUCGUGGGCUGUUGCACAACAUCUUUUGCAACGAAUGUUCUGCUUGGAGGUGGAAGCAGACGGCUUCACAUACAGCUCGCUAUUCAACAUUUCCCAUUGGCAAGAUGCUUUGCAAGAGAUGUCAAGCAUUGAGGUUGGCUGCGAUGCUGUUGUAUACGGCGCAAUGCUUGCUUCUGGUGGCGCCGAUUGGGGGUUCUCCUUGCACAGUCUUCAUUGCAUGCAAGACCAGCGAAUUGCGGACUCUGUUGCGUUCAACUGCUGCAUCGCCAAGCUUGGGCACUGGGAACAGGCGUUUCUCUUGCUGGGAAGUCUACGGAAAGAGCAAAACCGUGCCGAUGCUUACAGUUUCAGCUCGGCUAUGGCGUCGAUGUGGAGAUCCAGUUGUGAGAUCAUGAAACAGAUGGAGUGGGGGCGCUUGGUUGUGCGAAGUGUCGUGUUUUCGCUUGGACAGAUCCGGUGUGAUAGGAGGCACGGCGUGCUCUCCAACCUUGUGUGCUCCAACACGGUCAUCAGCAGUUUGAACGACAGCAGCCAAUGGGUGAAGGCAGUGCUUUUGAUGGAGGAAGUGGAAUACGACACCACCACCUUCAAUGCCAUCAUCAGUUCCUGUGGCAGGGCCAGCAAUUGGCAGAUGUCAUUGGAAAUGCUGGCGCUCAUGGGAGAGAGAAAGCUUCAGCAAGAUUCAAUCUCGUUUCAUGCUGCCAUCUCAGCCUGUGAACGGGGAAAUUGCUGGAGAGAGGCUCUGGAGUUGUUGAAGGCCAUGCAGCAAGAGAAAUUGGCUCCUGAAAUCACCGGGUGCAACGCUGUCAUUAGCGCAUGUGAAAAAAGCUCGCAGUGGCAGCAAGCCUUGAUUGUGCUGUCAGCUGUGCGGCAGAUGGGUCUACAAGCAGACGUUGUUACAUUCAACGGGCUCACUGCGGCCUGCCAAUCCAGAAGUUCCUGGCAAACAAUUCACUCUCUUUUCGAAGACAUGCACCUUCACAAGUUGGAAUCAGAUGUGAUUACUUUCAAUUCUGCCAUCCGAGCUCAUGAACAUUGGCCCGUCUCCUUGUCUUUGCAGCUUUUGAUGGCCACCAAGACUUUGCCAAGUGACAUCAUCACCUGCAAUUCGGUUUUGGAAGCGAUUCCAGAAGACAAGUGGCAAGUGUUGGGCGCAUUGCUUCUGAACUUUGCAGUGCCUGCUACAGCUGUGACUCUUGAGAUUUUGAUUGACCGCACCUUGGGUAGCAGAUCUUAG